Ctenopharyngodon idella (grass carp) is the source of this 1132-nucleotide messenger RNA. RefSeq names its product DnaJ (Hsp40) homolog, subfamily C, member 12 (gene dnajc12). The record is from RefSeq and is a predicted model, not a curated record. The transcript has 5 exons. Gene Ontology annotation, cellular component: cytoplasm. Bases 16 to 531 code for a protein of 171 amino acids. NCBI's taxonomy places the organism in Eukaryota, Metazoa, Chordata, Actinopteri, Cypriniformes, Xenocyprididae.
UUGAGUGUAGGAGGCAUGGAGGCGAUACUGAACUGCAGAACGGAGGAUUUUGAGGAUUAUUACGGGCUGCUCGGCUGCGAUGAACUGUCAACGACUGAACAGAUUGUCAAUGAGUUUAAAGUGAAAGCUCUGGCCUGCCACCCUGACAAACACCCGGAGAACCCCAAAGCAGUGGAGGAGUUUCAGAAGCUACAGGAAGCUAAAGAGAUUCUCACAGAUGAGAAGAAAAGAAAGAAUUAUGAUCUCUGGCUCAGAAGUCGAAUUGCAAUCCCAUUCAGCGAAUGGCAAGCGCUCAGUGACUCGGUUAAAACUUCGAUGCAUUGGGCUGUGAGGACCAAGAAAGAGCCGAUGCUCGAGGCCGCAAAAGACACAAAUCCAGUAAACACGGGGAAUGGAGUGAGAGAAUCUGCAGAGGAGGAGAAACCUUCUGAAACAUCACUGCCGUCAGGUGAUUGUUGGCAUCACAGGUUUCGCUGGGCUGGUGAAGCUCCGUCUGGCCUUUUACUGAAGUUCAGGAACUAUGAAAUAUAAAUUCAUAUUUUCUGCUGUUCUGUGCAUGUAUUCUGCAUUUAGAGUCAUCAGUAUCAGAACUGACCAAUCAUUUACUAUGCUUCACCAUGUUUAUGGCAUGAUUCAGUUGUUUGUUUUGUAGGAUGAUGAUAAUAUAUGUUGAAAUUAGUGAUGCUUUGUAUGCCUUAAAUGUCUUUUCAGGAUUGUUUACUGACAGUUGAAGUAUGAGGAAAAUGUUUUCACAGGUUUCACGGUUCGCACAGGAAAUGAUUAUAAAGUUGGCUGAGGCAGAAUUCGUUUUAAUGUGUUUAAUUAAUAUAUGACUCACUAAAUAAUAAUGAUUCAAUCCUAUUAAAUAAUUAUGUAUAAUAAUUACAUUCAUACAUAUAAGCCAGUAGUGUCUUGUAAAAAUGUCACUUUUGUAUUCAUGUUUUUGUUUAUAUUCAGAUAAAAACAGAAAAGUGCUUAUGAUAUGGUUUCCUCCUUGUGCAGUCAGCAUUUUGAGGCAAAUAUGUGUAUUUGUGUAAAAAUAUGUGAAUAUGUUACAUUCCGAGUGUCUGUAAACGUCUGCAUUUUUCAAAUUCUGCAAAAAUAAAACAACCUAUUGUGGAACAGGUCAAAA